AAAAAAUCAAAUCAAAGCGUGCUCCCCCUUCCCGAAAAAGCCGAUGGGUCACCAUCCCCAUUUUUCCCAAAAAUGACAACCCGCCUACCCCGGUUUUCAGUCUGUCCAGCCCGUAAAUCCGCGAAAAAACAGAAAAACCAGACCUCAGAAUGGUGCUAUAGUAUAUUAUCAGCUUCAAAUUCGCCAUUAAUGGCCUGGAAAAGCUGAGGUACGAAAGGAUUCAUCUCAGAAAUUCGAAUUUCCUCCUUUCCGUUUUUUCAGUCUGAGGUUUCAAAUCCGGACUUCAAGUCCGGAUUUAUACCUCUAAAUGUGGGUCUUCCGUUCCCAUGAAAAAGGGAGACAGAGAGAGAAAAAAAAAAGCAUAGAAAUUUUUUUUUGGAAAGCUUUAAAUCCAUAAGAAAAAAAAAAGUUUAAGGAGGAAGAGGUCAAAAAGGGGGAAAAGGAAAAACAGUGAAAAAAAAGAGGGAGCAGGUUCUCUAAACAGACGAAGAGAAUUCAAAAAUUCAAACGAAAAAAAGGCAAAGUUUUGGAAUCAGUGGAGAAGGGGGAAAAACAUAGUCUGAGUUCACAAAAAAAAAGGAGUGAAAAAAUAGUAAGAACAAGGGAAGAAACAGAAAAAAAAAAAAAAAAAAAGCAAGCAAAAGGCGUCUCGAAAAUUGUUAGCCUCUUACCAUUGGUUCGAAUUCAAAGCCUCGAAGUUGAGUUUGUUGCUGGAAAUCUUUCAGCGUUAAAGCCCCGGUUUCGCUGCCCCUAAAAAGGUAAAGAAAUUUCGAUCGUCACACCACACCUUUACGUGGUACUUCAAGAACAUAUUAGUACCUCAUUGGACUCAGCGGCUCGAAAUCCAAGAUCUUUGCUUUUGAGUAGAGGGAUUGAAUUUCGAUCAUUUCACCACACCUUGGUGGUAAUUCAGGUACAUAAUACCUCUUCGGUUCAACUUACGUGAUAUCUUCGUUCUUGCUCUUCCUAAAUAUUCGAGGCCUCAACCCAAAAUCCUACUUCUUACAUCUCACCAAGACUUGAUGGCAGCCGCCAACACACAACAGAAUCUUGCUACUACUUUCCAACAAAACUAUGACAAAUAUAGUGAACUAAAAGCCUUUGAUGAGACAAAAGCAGGAGUCAAAGGGCUUAUUGAUUCUGGAAUUACUAAAGUACCUAAAAUAUUCAUCCAUCCAGAAGCCUUACAAAAUAACCCCUCAAAUCCCAAAAAUACAAAUCCCAUUUUCCCUUUAAUAGACCUCCAAAACAUCAACAACAACAAGAAGGAAAUUGUUAAACAAAUUCAAGAAGCAUCAGAGACAUGGGGUUUUUUCCAAGUGAUCAAUCAUGGUAUUCCAAUGUCAAUCCUAGAUGAAAUAUUGCACGGGGCACGACAUUUUCACGAGCAAGAUGUUGACAUUAAAAAACCAUACUAUAGUCGAGAUGUUGCAAGGAAUGUUAUGUACAAUUCCAAUUUUGAGUUGUUUAGUGAAAAAUCUCUUGGAGCAAAUUGGAGAGACUCACUUUACUCUGUCAUGGCUCCUUAUCCUGCUAAGCCUGAGGAAUUGCCUGACACGUGCAGGGAAAUUGUAAUUGAGUACUCAAAUCAUGUGAUGAAAUUGGGAUACACAUUGCUUGAAUUAUUAUCACAGGGACUUGGUCUCGAACCAAACCAUCUCAAAGAAAUGGGAUGUGCUGAGGGGCUAGGCAUUUUGUGCAAUUACUACCCUUCAUGCCCACAACCAGAACUUGCAAUAGGCACAAGUAAACAUGCUGAUAAUGACUUUUUCACAGUUCUUUUGCAAGAUGAUAUUGGUGGACUUCAAGUUCUUCACAAGGAUCAAUGGGUUGAUGUUCCUCCUACUCAUGGAGCUUUAGUUAUCAAUAUUGGUGACAUUCUUCAGCUUAUAUCUAAUGACAAGUACAAAAGCAUAGAGCAUAGAGUGUUGGCAAAUAAAAUUGGUCCAAGAAUAUCAGUAGCAAAUUUCUUUACCACAGGGGCAUUGACAUCUUCCAGAAUUUAUGGACCAAUUGAGGAGUUACUAUCAAAAGACAAUCCUCCAAAAUAUAGAGCAACAACAGUGAAGGACUUCUUUGAAUAUUCUAGCAAGAAAGGACUUGAUGGCAAGUCUAAUUUGGAUCACUAUAAAAUUUGAACUUUUUUUUUUGGUUUAUCACUAAUAUUUGAUACUUAUAUUGAAGGCUGACUAUAGUUGAAUUACACAUUGUUGGGAAAGAUGAGCCACAAGGGCCUUCCAAGUUUUCAACUAAAAAAAGGGGACAAGUGGGUCUCACAAAUUUGUCCCUUGAACAACUGAGAUAAUUGUUGAACAACUUCACAAAGUUGUCGAACAACUAUGCCUAGUUGUUCAACAACCGGGACAAGUUGUUAACUCAAUCACUUAUUGGACAACUUAUUUGUCCUUUUUAAUCCAAAGUUCCCUCAUUUUGGAGUUGAAA
This is a messenger RNA of Capsicum annuum, 2442 nucleotides long. Its product is annotated as 1-aminocyclopropane-1-carboxylate oxidase homolog. The transcript has 4 exons. The coding region runs from base 1023 to 2138 and encodes 371 amino acids. Lineage: Eukaryota; Viridiplantae; Streptophyta; Magnoliopsida; Solanales; Solanaceae. The record is from RefSeq and is a predicted model, not a curated record.